AUGUUUGUCGACAGCUAUGGAGGCUUGCUAAGGCCACUCCAAGGCGGCUGCCGCAACCCUCGGCGGUACUUCGCGCACAAGAACCUCCUGGAGCUGACAGAUCGAGGGUUCUUUCAAGGCAUUUUCCCCGAUACGGCUGCGCCCAAGAUGAAGCAGCUAUUCACCAGCGGCCAGCAGAGCAUAUAUGCCGGUUUCGAUACUGCUGCGGAUAGCCUACACGUGGGAAAUCUCUUGGUUAUCAUGGGCCUGCUCCACUGCCAACGAGCCGGCCACAGGCCCAUUGCUCUAGUGGGUGGAGCCACUGGGCUAAUCGGUGGUCCAAGUGGUCGCAAAACGGAACGCAAUAAAUUGGGAGAGUCUAUAAUCGAGAGCAACCUGAAUGCCAUCGAGCAGCCUGAGAACCAUGAAAAGUGCCUCUGGGACAACCGUAAAAACAGCACUCCUCUGCAGCCAUUAACGAUUGUCAACAAUGCUGAAUGGUACGCCAAUCUCCACCUGAUAGACUUCAUUGCCAACAUGGGCCAACACUUUCGCAUGGGCUCAAUGCUGUCUCGGUCGUCGGUCCAAUCGCGCCUAGAGUCGGAGGAUGGCAUGAGCUUCACGGAGUUCACCUACCAGAUAUUCCAGGCCUACGACUGGCUCCAUUUGCUGCGCAAGCACAACUGUUGUUUCCAAAUGGGCGGCUCCGACCAGACGGGCAAUCUGAUGACCGGCCACGAGCUGAUCAGCCGUGUGGAGCGCAAACGAGAGGUGUUUAGGAUGACACUGCCCAUAGUAACCAACGGGGGGGACAAAUUUGGAAAGUCGGCGGGCAAUGCUGUGUGGCUGGACGAGAACAAGACAUCGCCCUUUGCCCUUUAUCAGUUCUUUCUGCGAAUGCCAGACUCCGAAGCAGAGAAGCUGCUGAAACUGUUCACCUUCAUUCAGACGCUGCUGGCGGAGGAUGUGACAUUGCUUGUGCAUGGCGAAAAUGGACUAAAGCAGGCUGAGCGCGUUACCAAUGCACUGUACAAAGGGAACGUGGAUGGCGAACUGAAUUAUGCCGAGAUAAAGCAGACGUUCCAGGGAGCCGCUGUAGUGGAUCUACUGACAGAGCCGGGAAUGUCCAUACUGCAGCUGGCCAUGAAGGCGAAGUGUUUCCCUGCAGAGACCGAUGCAGUUCGUAUUAUAAAUGCUGGAGGCUUCUAUGUCAACCAGAAGCGAGUACAGAACAUUGCCGAAGUGAUAACUGCGGGCAUACACAUACUCCGAAAUGGCGUUUCCCUGCUGCGGGUUGGAAAGCGGAACUUCUACAUAGUUCAUUCGAUUUGUCCGCUGUUUUGUGUUAAAUAAUCUAUAUUUUUUAUCUAUAUUU
Molecule: messenger RNA, 1354 nt
Organism: Drosophila miranda
Lineage: Eukaryota; Metazoa; Arthropoda; Insecta; Diptera; Drosophilidae
Product: tyrosine--tRNA ligase, mitochondrial
Biological process (GO): tyrosyl-tRNA aminoacylation
Cellular component (GO): cytosol; mitochondrion
Molecular function (GO): ATP binding; RNA binding; tyrosine-tRNA ligase activity
Source: RefSeq, a predicted model, not a curated record